This is a messenger RNA of Symbiodinium sp. CCMP2592, 2418 nucleotides long. NCBI's taxonomy places the organism in Eukaryota, Dinophyceae, Suessiales, Symbiodiniaceae. The record is from the annotation of a GenBank genome assembly.
AUGGAUGAAUGGCUCCCAGAAGAAGACAGCGGCUUGCCUGUCGGCGAGCUCAUGGGCUUAUCGGGUGCCAAUGUGGACGAACAGCUGCCCCCUGACUUGGACUCCCAGCCAGAGGAUUUGGGGUCCCCGGAGGAGUUGCCGUCGUCGGACGAUGGGAUGGCGAUAGCGGCAGCCUGCUGCAAGAAGAACUGCAUGACAGUUUUUCGGCGCCGAGAUCUCUCAGUACGACAUGCACUUUUCAAGUCGGAGCUGGAUGCUUUGCCAGACAAUGACCGGCAAGUUAUGCUGUUCGAUCUACUGAAGAAGGUCUUCCAGGAGGGCGGCAACGACUCCGAGCAGCCGGUCAAGUGGCAGUUGCUAGGAGUUCCUGUCUGCUUCGGUGCAUUCAAGAGUUUGGUGGGAGUGUCUGCACCACUCAUCCAGAAGAUGAUGUCUGCCGUGAAGCAAGGCCAUCGCGACCCUCCCGUAGACGGACGAAAGGAAAGGCAGCUGAGAGAGCGGCCGGCGGCUACCAGAGCUGCUGCCUUUUUCCAAUGGGUCUAUGAUAACCUGGGGGAGCCGUUGGCCGAGGUUAAGUGCCGGGAUGAGGCUACAGCCCACGACGACGAGGAUGAUGCUGAGCUCCCCAUCAUGCAGGACUCUGCGGUUGGACCGGUGGGCAGUGCAGUUGUGGGCAACAAGCAGAAGGAAAUCAGGUGGAUACACCCGACAACCAUUGCCGAGCUUUACGACCUUCACAAGCAGACGUGCAGCGACGGCUCCCGGCUAUCCAAGUGGCGAGAACUUGCAAAGACAGAGGAGGAGAAGGUCGCUACCCAAAAUGCCAAGCGGGAGCACUUGAUCGGGGUCUUCGCUGACAGGGCAUUGGGCAGACGUCUCAUGGUCAGCUGCGAGUGCUCCUCAGAGCCGUCCCUGAACCCAGAUCCCAUGACUGGGAUCCUCUAUCUUCAGGUAGAUGGCAUGGAUCAGGCGAAGUUCAAGCUGCCAAGAAUGGCAUCGACGAACUCCAAAGAGUUCGCCCACGUGUACCGCCCGGCCCUCCAUAUGAUCGGGGCCCUGAUUCCUGGCGUGGCGGAAAUCUAUUUCUUGACUGAAGCUGAUGUCAAGAAAGAAGUCCUCAAGCGAAGAGGGCUGCAGAUGCCCUCGCACUUCACAUUACAGUGCGACAACACCUGCAGAGAGAAUCGAAACAGCAUCACUUUCAAGUUUGCAUCCUGGCUGACCAGUCAUUCCAUUUACCGCACGGUGGACCUUCUCUACUACCGAGUCGGUCAUACACAUUGCGAGUUGGACCAGCGAUUCUCCGUCUGCGGGAGUCACUUGGCUCGAAAGGAGAAUCUCCAGACAUUGGAGGACUCGUGCAUUCGGCAUGCAAGCGGUCAUGUGCAUGCUGUGCGAAGGGCCGAUUAUGUGUUUCAGCUGUUAACACCGACCCGGCAGGAGUUCCGUGAUUGCCUGUUGGAGAUUCAGCCUCCAGGCUCACGGGAGAUCCAUGCGGAGAUCCUGAUGCAGACCUGGGAUUGGAAAAAGUUUCUGGAGCCGAUGCCGGUGAAAUACACUGGCCUCGUCAUCACAGAGCAGGAGGAGUCGGUUUCCCAUGGCUUCAGAUUCCUUCAACGAAGCGACGUGAAGCAGUACAAGGGCUUUGACACCUGGAGAUUGGAUGAGAUUCACACGGAGGAGGAGAAGCAGUCGCCCUCCGAUGUCGUGCUCCUGGUGAAGCAGUUCAUGUCAGAUAAGCACCUGACUCAGGCGCUUGUGGCACUCCCUGCUUCGGCAGCCUUGCCGCUGACAGGGCAGCUCGAUACUUACUUGCGAAGCUGGUGCGAUCGCAAUCAAACGGUGGGAAACGGCGACGGCGAGCCGCCUCAGAUGUGCAGCUUCGUUCCGAAAACAUGGGUGCGAGAGCAGCCCGAUGACUUUCUGAACUUCGCCCCCUCGCCGCCGAAGCCUGUCAACAUCGUCGGAGCCCCUCCUGGUGGUGGCAAGAAGCUCAAGAGGAAGAGGGGCGAUUGCUCGGCAGCACAGGCCCCCACUGGUUCUGCGAACUCCGCACCCGUGCCGGCGGAUGCACCGGUGCCGGCGGAUGCACCGGUGGCGGAUGCAGGGUCACAGGCAGCUCAAGGAUCUCCGAGCCCAGCCGUCCCGAAGGCAGCUGCAAAGGCAACUGCCAAAGCGACGGCCAAAGCUUCGGCACGUGUCCCCAAGGCCAAAGCGAAGGCGAAGGCUAAGGCGGCAAGUGAUGUGAAUUUGCUAAUGACUGCUGGCACCUAUCCGAGGCUCGCCCUGGACCGCGACCGCAAGUUCAGCAACAGCUUGGUUGCUCCAAGUGCCGGCACAGUGCUACAGGUUGUGGUCGAUGCAGACCUCGAUUCGAAGCAUGGCAGCGGCAGCAGGGUGAAGUGUGAGCAAACGUGA